Molecule: messenger RNA, 1811 nt
Organism: Paramormyrops kingsleyae
Lineage: Eukaryota; Metazoa; Chordata; Actinopteri; Osteoglossiformes; Mormyridae
Source: RefSeq, a predicted model, not a curated record
AUUAUAUUUUACAGUGAGGAUGAUUUCACAUCGGACUAUACCACCCCCGAAUACUCCUAUGAGUAUGACUAUGAGGAUUUUGCACCAUGCAAGUAUGACAGACACAGCGCUGUUUUCCUGCCUGUGUUUUAUUCCCUGCUCUUCGUGUUCGGGGUAAUCAGCAAUGGCCUCGUCUUGUGGGUCAUGCUGAUACGUGUGAAGCUGCAGAGCAUCACUGACAUCUGUCUCCUGAACCUGACUGUGGCGGAUCUUCUGCUGCUCAUCACCCUGCCCUUCCUGGCCCACUACUCGAGAGCGGACUGGGUCUUUGGUCCUGCCAUGUGCAAAGUCGUCAUGAGCAGCUACUACAUUGGCUUCAACAGCAGCAUCUUCUUCAUCGUAAUCAUGAGCAUCGACCACUAUCUGACUGUAGUUCAUGCCGUGAGUCCUCUCAAAAUCAGAAAACGCAGAUAUCAAGCCAUCAUGAUUACCAUAACCUGGAUCGUAGCACUUUUGGCUUCAUUUCCUGAAAUGAAUGUGACCAGCCUUCUGAUUCCAUUUUUCAUCAUGGUGUUUUGCUACUCGAUGAUCCUGAGGAGAAUACUUCACCUCAAGUCAACAAAGAAGAAGACCAUACGCCUCGUGCUACUGGUGGUCAUGGUGUUCUUCUGCUGUUGGACCCCCUACAAUGUUGCAUCAUUCUUGCAGGCACUAGAACUGGUCUCUAUCUACAUACCAUGUGAAUCCAGCAGAGUCAUUCGGUUGAGCCUGCAGGUGACGGAGGCUCUAGCCUACUCCCACACCUGCUUGAAUCCCAUCGUUUAUGUCUUUGUGGGCCAGAAGUUCAGGAGGCACCUGUUUAAACUCCUGAACAGGAUGCCAUGCAUGUAUGAAAAGUUUAUGAUUUCCACAGUCACACCACAGCUAUCCCAGACAAGCAAGACUGAACGGUCCAGUACAACUAUGAAUGUCACUUAUGUUUAAAAGAAUUCAAUGUUGUUGCUGUUGCUAUAUAUACAUAUAAACAAGCAUGCAUUGCAGUCUAUCAGAUCAUCUCAACAACUUACAGAAUGAAUGUAAAAGCAAAUAUAUUCAUUUCCGCCUGGCACUAAGCAUGUAAUACUUCACAAUACUAAGCCAUAGAAAGGUUCCCAAUGAAACCCCUGCAUUCCCACAUCAUAGAAACUCUAAUAUCAACAUUUGUAAGAUCAUAUUUGUAGUGCCUGCAAAUUUUUAAUUGAUGAGACUGAAAAUUGAGAAAUUUCAGCAGGUGCAAGUAGUUUUUCCUCAUAAGAAGGAUGAUAUCAAGACUGUGUCAGCAUUUACACAUCAAAUUAUGACAUAUCUGUGUAGCCCAGAAUGUCCUGAAAACAAAACCAUAAAGCACAUGUGGGUAACUCAUGUAUAAACCAUGUAAUAAGUCUAUAAUCAAAGGGAUAGAAAAACGCUCAAAAAUGGAAAGGGUUCAAUGGGUCAUUGCGGAUGUUGCACCUUUCUGUCAUGGUAAAGAGAGAACUAUUUAUACAGCUUUUUGUUUUGGGCGAUCUACAUUCCUACCCUCAUAUAUGAUCACAAGCUUUGGGUAGUAACCGAAAGAAUGAGAUCAUGGAUACAAGUGUCAGAAAUGAAUUUCCUUUGCAGAGUUUCUGGACUUGGCCUUCGAGACAGGGUGAGGAGCUCGGACAUUUGGGAGCAGCUUGACGUAGUGCCACUACUCCUCCCUAUCAAAAGAAGCCAGUUGAGGUGGUUUAGGCGUCUAUCUAGGAUGCCUCCCUGGGGAGAUGUUUCAGACAUGUCCAACCAGGAGGAGACCCUGGGGCAGACCCAGGACA